AUGAUGUACACCAUCACCAGAGGGCCCAGCAAACUCGUUACACAACGGAGGACGACAGCUCCCACGCAGCAGAUAGAGAGUCAAUUCGCCGAGUUGAAGCGCAAGCCGACCAAGUGGUUCACGUCCAACACUCCACCUCCAAAGAUCGUGUUUCAUCGCUUCAAUGGGAAAACUUACCAUGUCCCGUCCGCGCAGAAAGUCAACAGCCCGGCAGAGGGAUUCACUCCGGCUCAUGAGGAGAACGUCAGAUUUGUAUAUGAAGCAUGGCGGGAGGUGGAGCAGAAGCUUGGAGACGGAAAUGACGGGAAAUCGACGGGCAGCCGGGGGCCUGUUCAGUAUACAGAGAAGACCCCCAGCGCUGUCAUGAAGAACUUUGUUCCCAUCGAUCUGGAGGAGUGGUGGGCCGAGCGCUUCCUUGCUAACAUUGCAAGCCUCUCAUGA
Messenger RNA from Nerophis lumbriciformis (worm pipefish), 441 nucleotides. NCBI's taxonomy places the organism in Eukaryota, Metazoa, Chordata, Actinopteri, Syngnathiformes, Syngnathidae. The record is from RefSeq and is a predicted model, not a curated record.